CUCUCGUUCGUUUGUUCGUUAGGGAAUCCCAAAUCAAUAUACUGUUCUCCAACCUUAUCAACCCAUGUCUAGAAGCCCAUUUAUCGGAGUCGGUCGUAAAUACAUAUUACUUUAAUACUUUAAAGCGUAUUAUAUGCUUAUAUUUCCUCACUUGUAAAAAAAAAUUAACAUUCAAGACAGGACCGCGUGCUUCCGAUGGGACUAAACUUCUUCUGAGACAUAACGAUGCUGUGAAACAAAGCACACCUUUCUACAAGGUGAGCGCAUCAACCUAAGCCAAUCCCCUCAGAGCAUCUACACCGGUCGCCGUGAAGAUGGACACAAAGGAGCGGCGGCACUGCUCCCUGACCCGGGGCCGCUGCAGGAAGGACUUCCACCAUGCCAUGGCGUCCCUGGAGCCCGAGGAGUGCCGCGUGGCCACCCAGAAGUCCUACAGCUCCAGCGAGACGCUCAAGGCCUACGACACGCGCCUGCGCUACGGGGGCUGUGUGGCAGAGCUGGUGCAUCACGAACAUGAGGAGUACGUCCGCCAAGCCUACGUGGAGCUGGCCCCCAUCGGCAUCAGCUAUUUCCUGUCAGGUAUGCACUACACAGGUAUGUGCCACAGCCAUACUGGAUCUGUAUCCCCUGCACCAGCCUUGGGGACAUAUACAGUGAAGAUUCCUCCAGUGUCCAGUCCCAAAUAA
Messenger RNA from Salmo salar (Atlantic salmon), 686 nucleotides. Lineage: Eukaryota; Metazoa; Chordata; Actinopteri; Salmoniformes; Salmonidae. The record is from RefSeq and is a predicted model, not a curated record.